GAGUGCCAACAGCACCGCAGUAGCGCGAUAGAAACUUGUCGUCAUCUGUUGAACUCGUACCAUGUCUGUCGUGCACUCCAUGCUUUCGACUCAGAGCAGUAAGCAGCGUAAGGUGGUGCUGAGGCUGCUAGCGGCGACAGCGUCCUCGGACAGCAGCCUAUCCAAGGAGCUGCUCAUCCAUUUGUCGCUGCAGCAGCAAACGUUAGUGAGCCUAAUGCAACACACCAAGCCCACGGAUUCUCAAAGUAUUCGAACGCUUCAUUCACUUUGUUCUUGCUUUCCUCGUGGAGAGGAACACGCUGGUGAUCAGAACGCUCUUGAACAAGCGUAAUAUGCUCUGCUGCAUCUUCUCAGAUUUGCUGUACGACUCGAAAGAAGUCGUCACCUUGCGGUUUUCACCACUGUGAAGACGUACGUGCUGGAGAAUACUGGCGUAAGUAAAACGACAAAGAUGCACGUAUUUUCCAUACCUGCUGUAUUGAAUCUGAUAUCGUUGUACAACUGGAAAGGCCCAAACAACUGGCCCAAAAACAAAACUCACACUUUCGAUGAAAGCGAGAACUUUCGAGCGGACAAAGAGGUCAUUAGUGACAUAGUUCAUGAGUUCUUAAUCACUUUGUUAACGUCACAUCGUUAUGGAGUUAUUUUCCAUGAUCAAACAUUGGGUGGUUCGCGAAAUAAGCACAAUCAACUGGUACAUACAGUCCUUCAGAACUUGGAGAAGCCUUGGGAAUAUGAAAAGCCAUCAGAUCUGAUUGUUAGGAUAAUGGGUGCCUGCACAGAUCUUAUUCGUUCGCAAUAUAAUGCCAUCGAACCGUUUCUUGAACCCAGAGUGUCACCCAAAUGGAAUUGUCUUCUCAAAUUUAUAGGGAAGAUAGUAAAAUCAGUCAAUCCAGUUAGUUGCAUCAAAACUUGCGCUGUGGAACUGAAAGCGAAAAAUUUGAUAAGUGCAUUACUUUCUCUGGCCAAGUCUCUGGCGGUUCCAAGCACGAUUGUAAAAGUCGCUAUCUUACCAGGAUUAGAUCACGAUAGUCUUUCUGUUAAACACGAAGCUUUAUCUCUUCUUCUAAUAAUUGCUAAUCAGCUAAAAGCUAUUUCUUUAGCUGCAAAAGAGUUCUAUAAAACAUUCAUAGUUUAA
Temnothorax curvispinosus is the source of this 1138-nucleotide messenger RNA. Its product is annotated as nucleolar pre-ribosomal-associated protein 1-like. Gene Ontology annotation, cellular component: nucleolus. The record is from RefSeq and is a predicted model, not a curated record. The transcript has 3 exons. NCBI's taxonomy places the organism in Eukaryota, Metazoa, Arthropoda, Insecta, Hymenoptera, Formicidae. The coding region runs from base 452 to 1138 and encodes 228 amino acids. Gene Ontology annotation, biological process: maturation of 5.8S rRNA from tricistronic rRNA transcript (SSU-rRNA, 5.8S rRNA, LSU-rRNA); maturation of LSU-rRNA from tricistronic rRNA transcript (SSU-rRNA, 5.8S rRNA, LSU-rRNA).